Temnothorax curvispinosus is the source of this 4038-nucleotide messenger RNA. RefSeq lists its product as uncharacterized. The record is from RefSeq and is a predicted model, not a curated record. The transcript has 3 exons. Bases 282 to 671 code for a protein of 129 amino acids. NCBI's taxonomy places the organism in Eukaryota, Metazoa, Arthropoda, Insecta, Hymenoptera, Formicidae.
CCUGCAGUCGACGUCGAAGCGGAGGCGCGCGAGCGUCGAUGCCCGCGCCGAUCAGUUCGCGCGGGACGCUCGACGAGCGAGGAUCGUGUUCUCGGCUUGCCUUGCUCUCGAAGUCUCUCAGGUGCGUCGGUGGUUAACGGCGUGGGAGGGAGAGGAAGAGAGCUAUAGUUUCCGCACGCAAUUCCGCUGGGCCGACGUCGCCGUAGAAGAGGAGAGAAAAAACGGCGGCGAUCAUAGAAAAGCAUUUCUCGCGAGACGACUCCGGGAGUAUUGGAGUACAGAUGGUGAGAGGAUCGUUACCUGAUAUCGCAGUGACGAUGGCAUCGGGCAGGGAAAUCCACGGUGCUUUCAGCCUCAUCGUGGACGACGUGGACUCGCACUCGAUCCUCAGCGACGGCUCCGACCUGGACGGGCUGUCGCGCGAGAGCAGCUCGCAGAACUCGGCGUCGCAGACGCCGCUGGACAGCCCAGGCGGGCCGCGGGAGAGGAUCAAGCAGAUUCAAGUGGAAGCCGAGACCAGGCGAGGCGAGUUCGCCAGGCUGCUGGAAGAGCACGCGCAGGUAGUGCGCAAGCUGAAGAUGAUGGAGGCGGAGGAGCAGCUAUCGGCGACGACGACGACGACGACGACGGCGACCGGGAACGCGACGGUGAUUGGCGGCGCGCACGCGUGAUUUUACGACUUUAUCACCGACGCCGGGACGAGGGUGACACCGAGGGUCGGGACCGACGGGACCACCGCGUCGACGACCGCCGUACGACCGACCACCACCGCCUCACCGCGUUUCCCCCUCGUCCACCUCGACCGCGAAACCCCAUCCGGACGGGCCAUCGUCGUCCGUCGCGAUUCGCAAACGAGACGCGGAUAACGCGCGGACAUCGCUGGACGUUCGGACUGUUAACUCUUGGAUGCGCCCCAAAAUAUACUCAGAUACACAAGGAAUAAACGUUUGUGGGGAAGUAAUAGGUGCAUCCGAGCGUUAAUUGCAGGGGAAAGAAGAUAUGGACUCGAGAGGACUUCUCUUGCUAUCUUUCUUCUUCUUUUCUCUUUUUUGUAUUACGUAGUCUCCGCGCUUUUUCAUUUCCGCUUCGAAUUAACUCGAUUAAGCCGCUUUAGUUUAAUUGAAAUAAAGACUGAAACCAAAUUGGAGAUAAUCUUGAAUGAUGUACGAGGAAUUUUUGAAAGUUUGAAUUUCAUAUUGUUUGGCAAUUGAAAAAAAAAAAAAGAUCAUUAAUCUUACAUGUUUAUGGAAAUUCAAAUAAAUUAAAAAUCUAAUAUAUAAAGCUUAUUUUACAAGAUUUUUACAUGUAUAAUAAACGCGCAUUUAUUAUUGCGAUAUGUAUUGUUAUAUUAUAAGUAUGUAACUUCUCGUAAUUUUAUUUGCGAUCGAACGAAGUAUAUAUCUGUACCGUUUGAAAAAUUCGAGACGCGCCAUAUCGAGCGCAUUAAUACCACCAACGUAAUACGUAACACAUGUAAAUUCCAAGCGAAGCCUUUUCGUACCGACUGUACGUCAUCCAAUUUCGCGAGAUCGAAUUAAAGCAAGCCCGAUUGGCAGAAUCGACAUUCGCGAAGGUUAACCGUAAUCAGUCUCCCGCGACAGGGAUCGUCCUUAUUUUAACCCUUGUUUGCAACAAAGUCUGAAUAAAAAAAAAACCUACUAGACACGACAAUAAUGAGGAACACUUUUAUGGGGAACGUGCGCGAAAGCCGCGGUUGCGUAUUGUUCACAACGCGUGGAACAGGGAAACUCCCGCCCGUUCGAACUAGCUCAGCAGCAACGGCUGGCCUAAGCGUAGUACAAAUUUUGCAGUGAAGUCUUAAUAAAAGAAAUAAAAAAUGAAAAAAGAGAUUGCGAGUGGGCCGAGAGAAAGAGAGAGAGAGAGUUUCUGACGUAAUCACGGGAUCCGACAACGGCGGCGAGAGACAAUCGCGCCGUCGUUUCGCGGAGGAAACGCAGGUGCUGGAGUGGAUAUGGUGUCGUACACGAACACACGUAGCCUAUACUCUCGAGACACAACGGGGUGUACAAGCUUCUACGUUUUAUAUAGUGUUGUAGAGUUGAGUGUUCCAUAUAAGUGUAAGCUAGUUUUGUAAUAUCGUAAAUAUACGUGUACGAUAAAAGGCGCGAUCUGCCGGGUCUGACGGAGGACGCGGCUCUUUUGUAAAUAGGUUUCUUUCCAUUACACAUGCAUAACGAGGCCCGAUCGCACCGAUCGAUUGUCAUCAAUUAAUCCUGAUUAGCGACUUUCUGUAUCUCUUUCUGUGUCGUAGUAGUCCCGGCCACGGUUACGUGAGCGGAAUUACGAAACUAAUGUUGUAACUUAAAUGUGUAAAAGUCACGAUAUCUUCAUUCUUGAAUGAUAUUCAGUUAACAAAAUUUUUCGUUUCAAUGGCAAUAGUUAAUGUUGCUGACAGAAAUAUUAACAACAUCGACGUUGAACUAAUAAAAAAAUUAUUUGUAAAAAAUAUGUAUGAAUUUAACACUGACGCGCCAAUUUUUAUUUUAUAAUUAAAUUAAAAUAAUUAAAAAAUAAUUAUAAUUAAAUUGCAAUUAAACCUAUAAGAAGAAAGGGACAUAAAACGUUAGCUCGAGAUUAACUAAUGACGAUUAUUUAUCGGCGCGAUCGGGUUUCGAUAGUUCACGAAGCUCGAGAGGAAUCGCUGGAACCAAAGGAAAAGACGCUACUUAAUUUCGUCAUUUUACUCUUAACAUUAGGGAGUUAGUAUAAAAUAUGAGCUGAUAAAUCUCGACGACACUUUACUAAUUUUCUACAUGUGCUGCGCCAGACCCGCCUCCAGAUGACAUAGGUAUUAUUAGGCAUUUAUAGACUUAUAUACAUACUUAAAGAGACACAUAAGUAGACCUGUGUUAAAUAAUAUAGCUCUAGUGUAAAGAUGUGUCUAUUAUUGCACAUUGUGCCAGCCCACGCCAGUCAAGCAAUCAGGACAUCUUUUCCUCGUUUAAUUCGUCAGACGUCAUAAGAUAAAUCGUCAAUUCGAACUGAAUUGCCAAUCGUUCUCUCGUAUACCAAGUUAGAUGACGAUUACUCACAUUGCGUUUUUUCAAGUACGAUUAUAUAUUAGAAAGAUAAGCAAAUAAAUCUUCAUGAAACUUCAAAUUUUCGUGAUGUUGUUUGAAAAGAUAGAAAAACAUGCUAUUUAUAGGAAUUAGAUAAUAUAUGUGAAUAAUUUAUUUCUUUAGUAACUCUAGAUUCUUGAAAACAGACGCGACAAAAGAGCUUCAAAAAAGAUAUCUUGAUCGCUGUAUCCUCGGCUGGCGCAUUGUGGAAAUGAAGAAGACAGUCCUAAAGAAUACGUAAGGAAUAGACAGGAAUGAUUUUAGCUGCUCAGAAACGUAAGAUGCUUUAAAGGAAAUUUCGCGACUGAAAGUGAUACUGCGAGGCAAUAAUUUCUCCAACAUACUCGGGAAGACUGCGGAAUAGCGCGAGGAACGAAUGCGAAACGAAAAAUCUGCAUUAUUUUUGCUGCGAGAUUCCUACAGACGUUACUAUUAUGUUUAAGAAAAACUACAGAUACGUAAUAAACCUACAAUUAUCACCAUAUACGUAGUUUUUACUUAUACUAUUAUUCGUACGACUGCAUGUUAUAGAGACGGCUGUAUAUGAUAUAUACGUACAUUUAUCAAGUUUGUAACGAAACGCUGAGAAAAGACGCUAUUCUGAUUUACGCGCGAGUAAAUAUUGCGAGCGAGAAAAACGUGGCUCGGUGUAGCGAGUAUAUAUUUUAUCGGUUUUGCUUUCUACCGCUGCAAUGAAAGACGGCCGCUUUUUGAGAUCCAAGAAAAAAAAAUGCGAUGUAAUAUUAUAUCACGCCGAGUUAAUGUUAACGUAAUCGAGAUUUAUAUGUAAAUUUUUGAUGUAAUAUCGUAACGUGUGAGAUACGACGACACGCUGUUGAGUUUUAUUAAGAGAAACCGCUGCUUGACUAAUUAUUUAUAUAGCCUCAUGUAUGCGAAAUAAUAAUGUAUGUAAAAUGAUGGUUGCUACUGGAAAAAAUAUACAUAUAUUUUAUUGAGU